Messenger RNA from Carassius carassius (crucian carp), 499 nucleotides. RefSeq lists its product as uncharacterized. Bases 7 to 423 code for a protein of 138 amino acids. Lineage: Eukaryota; Metazoa; Chordata; Actinopteri; Cypriniformes; Cyprinidae. The transcript is spliced from 2 exons. The record is from RefSeq and is a predicted model, not a curated record. Gene Ontology annotation, cellular component: membrane. Gene Ontology annotation, biological process: tissue regeneration; cell adhesion.
UGUUGAAUGUUUACAGUGUUCACCAACAGAUUUUUGUUAGUAAUGUUCACUCCCUGUCAGGCUCCUGGUGCAGGGAACACACAGCGUCCCUUCAACAUGAAUCAUUACGCUACUAAGAAGAGUGCAGCGCAGAGCAUGUUGGAUGUGGCUCUUCUGAUGGCGAACUCCUCUCAGCUGAAGACAGUGCUGCAUUCAGGAGCACAGCACCGCUUCUACGUUCCUCUCAUCGCUCUGAUCUCACUGUCCAUCUCACUGCAGGUCAUUGUUGGCCUCCUGCUCAUCUUCAUUGUGAAGUAUGACCUGAAUGAUGUUAAGAAACAGCCAAGACUUAACACAAUGAAUGACGCAGCAACUGUGUUUGUGUUCUUUACUGUUCUUAUCAACAUCUUCGUCACAGCAUUGGGAUUUGAGACUGGAGGGUGAGCAGAGUAACAGCAAAGCAUCAUUAGAAAAUAGAUGUAUACUCAUUCUUUCCAUUAUUUUUAUAGUUAAGUUAACU